AUGAAAUUAAAAACAUCAAACUUUAAAGAACCAAAACAUGUGGGAGUGGUGAUUUGUGUUAAUUGGAAUAAUACAGAAGAUGUAUUUUCAUGUGGAGAUGAUCAUAAACUUUUAAAAUGGAAUCUUGUAAACAGCGAAUGUAUGGUGGUAACAACAUUCCCAGAUGAUUUUUAUCCAACUGGAAUGCAUUUGUUUCCGAAGAUAAAUAUUGGUGGUGGUAAUAAACACCAACACGAUGUCAUAUUAAUCUCGACAGCGGAUGGCAAGUUUCACAUUGUGAAUCAUAACGGUCGCAUAGAAAAAACUGUAAGUGCUCAUCAAGGCGCUUGUCUUGCGGCUCAGUGGAGCCCAGACGGGGCUGGACUUUUAACAGCUGGCGAGGACGGUUUUGUUAAAGUCUGGUCUCGAAACGGACUUCUCCGAUCCACAAUCGUUCAGUCCGAUGUGCCAUGUUUCAAUGCUGUGUGGAGUCCAGAGAGUAAUGCUAUUUUAUAUACAAAGGAAAACAUUUUGGUUAUAAAGUAUCUUAAUUCAAGUAAUAAAAUUACGAAAUGGAAAGCGCACGAAGGCCUCAUUUUAUGUAUAGCUUGGAAUGCUAAUAACAAUAUGAUACUGUCGGGUUCCGAAGAUGGAUUUUCCAAGAUUUGGGACACUUUUGGACAGCAAAUAUCGGUUAGCGUUAAACACGAUCAACCUAUAACCAGUGUUAGUUGGUCGCCUGCUGGAGACAUGUUCGUUUUAGGUAGCUUCAACCUCAUACGACUCUGUAGCUCUAAUGGGUGGUCUCAUUGUCUAGAUCGACCAACGACAGGCAGUAUUUACAACAUAGCGUGGUCUUCAGACGGUACCCAACUGGCAGCAGCAUGCGCAAAUGGACAUGUUCUCUUUGGACAUAUUAUUGAUCGAGAAUACACUUGGAAAAACUACUCGUGCACACAAAUAGGACGGAAAGUGAUAUAUAUAAAAGACAUUAUAACGGACCAGAAUGACCAAUUGGACUACCCAGAUAGGGUUAUACAAAUAGCACUGGGGUUCAACCAUUUGGUGAUAGCGACGGUGAAACAGUGCUUCAUACAUAAGCUUACCUCGUGGAAUACGCCGGUAACGUUUGAUCUGAAAGAAGGAACUAUAAGCAUGAUAUUGUUGGCUGAAAGAUGUCUCUGUAUAGUAGAAAGAGCAGGUCUCUCAGUAUACAGCUAUAUGGGUCGUUUACUCGCAAGUCCUCGGUGGGGCGCUAGACCUGAAUCUUUGGGUCGAGCGGCUAUUUCACUAGGACCUGAUGCUCUAGCAGCCAUAGACCAGGGUGACAGAAAGUUGAUUCAUGUAUUCGAUCUUCCAACUGGACUUAUUGUUCGAAGUUCAGCUGAUAAUACAGUCACAAAAUUGACCCACAAGAUGACGGUGUCAAGCAUAGCACUCAGUCAAACAGGGCUUAUUAAUGAGAGACAAUUGGCUUUGUUGGACUAUAACAGAGAUCUCUACGUGGUCACCGUGAAGGAUACCAAGCCAAAGUUUAUUAAAUUGGGGUCACAAAUUCUCAGCAUAGCGUGGAGUUACGAGACAGAGUUACUCGUUGGAUUACGAGCUAGUUCAGUGGUGGCGUGGUGUUGUCCUAGAGCUGCCACACAACCCGACUGGCUAGCUUUGACAACGGUUAGCAAGGAUGUGGCGGAUUUAGGGAGAAAUCCAACUAUUUUGGCCAUAGAAGAUGGAGUGGCACGAGUCUGCCGCGGCAACGGCUCUAUUCUACAUUUAUCUAUCGCCGCUUUUCCUGAAAAACUUUUAAAACACGUUUCUGCUAAUUUGUGGCAAGCCGCUCUUCAGCUUUGUCGUACGGUGGAAGAUGAAACACUAUGGGCUUGCUUAGCCGUUCUAGCAUGGCAGCAUCAUCAAUUACCGGUGGCUGAAGAAGCAUUUGCAUUGAUACGUCAGUACCACCAAGUUUAUUACAUACAACAUCUCAGGAGUAACAUACCGGAGAAAUUGAUUACUUAA
Arctia plantaginis is the source of this 1995-nucleotide messenger RNA. Lineage: Eukaryota; Metazoa; Arthropoda; Insecta; Lepidoptera; Erebidae. The record is from the annotation of a GenBank genome assembly.